CGCGAGGGCGGGGACACUGAGCUGCCGACCAAUCAGAGCGCGAGGGCAGGGACACGGUGGGGUGCCGACCAAUCAGAGCGCAGGAGCACUGGCGGUGCAGGGGUAGCGGCCAGUCUCGGACGGUAAAAGGAACUACAUAGACGGCAGCCGAAUCGAUGCAGUUCAGAAUUUCACCAUUACCUCCUUGUUCUAUGGAAAUUCAAGAUGAAGAACCUUGAGAGAUUGCCAUGUGCCAUGUUAGACGCUGUGAAACUUUCGGCGAAUCUGACGGCAUUGAGGCGCAUAUCUCAUCAGUUAUCUUCGGAAGCACAACAAAAGCAAGGUACGAUAGAUGAAGUCUUAGAUCGACUCAAACCAGACGUUGUACUUAGCGAAGCAAACCGCAAGAAUUGUGCAGAAAUUUUGAAACACUACCGAUUCCCAACAAAGGUGCUUCAGGAAGUCAACAAAGCUGCCGUUUUAGUCCCACUGUGUAUGCACAAAGGAGAAUUGGGGUUACUCUAUACCCUACGUUCAUCCAAGUUGAAUACAAAUCGAGGGCAAGUGUCAUUUCCAGGAGGAAUACAAGACGAAGCGGACAAGUCUCUGGAGGAGACUGCAUUGAGAGAAACUUGGGAGGAACUAAAUAUUUCAAAAGAUACGGUCGAUAUCUGGGUCAGUGGGAAUCCCAUUGUGCGAACGAACGUCAGUGUGUUACCUGUAUUAGGAUAUGUAGGCGAAGUGGAUCCUGAUACACUAAAAAUUAAUCCCGACGAAGUGGAGGAGGCCUUUUUCAUCAGCUUGAGAAACAUUUGUGACCCUGCAAAUUUUCGGUACACGCAGUUUAGGAACAAUUAUAUCGUACCCACCUACUUAGGUGGAAAGCAUCGUAUUUGGGGGCUUACUGCAGGAAUUACCCAUAUUGUCAUGAAGGCUUUGGUUCCGGAAAUGUACAAACAUGAAUUGACUUAUUUGCAGCCAAUCGGCAAGUUGUAAAUAUUUUCAUUUCAGAAUCGUCUAUUGCAAAUGAUUCAAAUUCUUCCGUGACCUGUGAUGUGCCUGUAAUUUAUACAAUAAGAUUUAUGACACUUCCAAUUUCUAUUCACCUAAAUUUAUAUAAAGAACUUGGUACAUUCUAUUCAUUAGGAGCUUAAGAAAGAGCUGUGUAACAAGAAAAGUAGGAAUAUCUCCGAUCCUAACUUUUGGCACUGGUUAGGUUCCCUGCAUUCAAUUGCAAUAAUUUUUGUGAUGUUAAUACCACGUAUAAUUUAUUUACGAAUAAAUAAAUCCGAAGUA
Molecule: messenger RNA, 1275 nt
Organism: Orussus abietinus
Lineage: Eukaryota; Metazoa; Arthropoda; Insecta; Hymenoptera; Orussidae
Product: nucleoside diphosphate-linked moiety X motif 8
Exons: 3
Coding region: 205-975 (256 amino acids)
Molecular function (GO): coenzyme A diphosphatase activity
Source: RefSeq, a predicted model, not a curated record